AGACGUCACAUGUUAGAUAGGGUGGUCAGAAAAGACCUUAAGGAGGUGACAUUUGAAUAUAGAUUUAAAGAUGGUGAGGGAGGGAGCCAUGGGGUUGUCUAGGGAAACAGCAUCCCCAGCAGAAGAAACAGCCAGUGCAAGGUCCUGGGGCAGAACUUUGCCUGGCAUGCUGGAGAACAGGGAGGCUGGAGCAGAGUGAGAGAGGGGGAGAGAGGGAAGGGAGGUGGGCAGGUCAUGCAGGGCCUUGUGGGCUCUGGGGAGGACUUGGGCUUUUACCCCAAGGGAAGUGGGAGCCAUGGAGGGCUGUGGGCAGAGUGGGGACAGAACCUGACUUGGGUGGUCACUGGUGCCCUCUGGUCACUGGUGCAGGAAGAACAGACUGUGGGGGCAAGUCUAGGAAGGGGACUGGGGGAGGGGUGACUAUGGUGGAGGUUACUGCACUGGCCCAGGUGAGCAGUGAUGGGGCUGGACCAGGGCAGUAGCCCCGAACAUGGUGAGAAGCAGCCAGAUUCUAGAUAUAUUUUGAAGGUUCAAGCCCACAGGAUUUGAUGAUAGUGUGAGCAUGAAAAGGAGGAAUCGGUGACAUCAAAUUUUUGACCCAAAGUACUUGGAGGAUGGAGGUGCCCUCAGUGAAGACUCUUGUUGGAUCCUGUUGACAACACUGUCUGGUGGAGUUUAUCGUGACUUCCGAUUUCCCGGUGGGGAACUGAAGCUCGGAGGAGUAAGGCAGGCACUCCAAAGUCGCAUAGCAAGGAGUGUGUGAGAUGAGAUCAUGCCCAGACCUCUCUGACUUCAAGCCUAUUCCUGCCUUCUUUGGGGACAAACUGUGUCUCCCCCCAUCCAAGCUCCAGCGCUGUCCCAUUCUCUCUCACUUUCAUCUCCUGUUGCCAUGACAAUGAAACACAGUACAUCAGCUUCCUAUGGCUGCUAUUGAAACAAAUGACCCCAAACUUGGUGGCUUAAAAAAACACAAAUGUAUUAUUCUGGAGGGCAGAAGCCCAAUAUGGACCUCUGUGGGCUAAAACCAAGCAGUCGGCAGGGCUGGCUCCUUCUGGACGCUCCAGGGGAGAAUCUGCUUCCUGACAUUUUCCAGCUUCCAGAGGUCGCCUGCAUUUCAUGGCUGGUGGCUCCCUCCUCCAUCCUCAAAGCCAGCAAUGGCCUGGAAAUUUUUCUCACAUCCUAUUACUUGAAUACCAACCUGGCUCCCUCUUCCCUGUUUAAGAAAAUGAGAUUAUUUUGGACCCUUUGGUUAAUCCAGAAUAAUCUGUCUAUCUCCCCAUUAGCUUAUUAGUAACCUAAGUUCCAUCUGCACAUGCUAUCCCCUCUUUCUCAUGCAACAUAACACCUUCACAGGUUUGGAGAGAUUAGAACGUGAACCUUUUUGCGGGGAGCCCCUCACUCUGCCUACCAUACCCAGUUAGAUCACAAAGGCCUCUGUGACCUCAUUAUCCCCUGGGGCCCAAAUUCACAAGGCACCCCUCCCAUGUGGUUGCUGGCAGGCAAACCUCUUGUCAGGCUCUUGAAUCUCAAUGACUCUCUAGCUGCCAUGGGAGCCAAACCUGAGGAAGCCCAGAAGCCUUGUUCAAGGGGCCAGACCGUGUUUAAGAGGGUCAGGGCCUUAUUCACAAAACCUUCGCCCCCUCCCCCACCCCCACCCCCACCCCCACCCCCGCCCCCACCCACCUGCUGGAACCCAGGCUGUACACACGUGUAUGGAUAUGUGUUUGGGCAUGUGGGCAAAAACAUCCUGGAGCAUCUCCCAUCACAGCAGGUGCUUGACACGGGAGAGCAGCUGAUGGUCCCCGUGGAUGUCCUGGAAGUGGAUAACGAGGGAGCCUUGUGGAAGUUUCUGCUCUCAGGAGCCAUAGCUGGAGCAGUGUCUCGCACUGGCACGGCCCCUCUGGACCGUGCCAAGGUGUACAUGCAGGUCUACUCCUCCAAGACAAACUUCAUGAAUCUUCUGGGGGGGCUACGGAGCAUGGUCCAAGAGGGAGGCUUCCGUUCCCUGUGGCGGGGUAAUGGCAUCAACAUACUCAAGAUCGCCCCUGAGUACGCCAUCAAGUUCUCCGUCUUUGAACAGUGUAAGAAUUACUUCUGUGGAGUGCAUGGGUCCCCACCCUUUCAGGAACGUCUCCUUGCUGGAUCCCUGGCUGUGGCCACCUCCCAGACACUCAUCAACCCCAUGGAGGUGCUAAAGACACGGCUAACCCUGCGCCGGACGGGUCAAUACAAGGGGCUGCUGGACUGUGCCAGACAGAUUCUAGAGCAGGAGGGCACCCGAGCCCUUUAUCGUGGUUACCUGCCCAACAUGCUUGGCAUCAUCCCUUAUGCCUGUACCGACCUGGCCGUCUAUGAGAUACUCAGGUGCUUCUGGCUGAAGUCAGGCAGAGACAUGGCAGACCCUAGUGGCCUGGUCAGUCUGUCUUCAGUGACACUGUCCACGACCUGUGGUCAGAUGGCCAGUUAUCCACUAACUUUGGUGCGCACCAGGAUGCAGGCUCAAGACACUGUGGAGGGUUCAAACCCCACCAUGUGCGGAGUCUUCCAGCGGAUCCUGGCCCAGCAGGGCUGGCCAGGGCUAUACCGAGGUAUGACCCCCACCUUACUGAAGGUGUUGCCGGCAGGUGGCAUCAGCUACGUGGUGUAUGAAGCCAUGAAGAAGACUCUGGGUGUAUAG
This is a messenger RNA of Phyllostomus discolor (pale spear-nosed bat), 2677 nucleotides long. RefSeq names its product solute carrier family 25 member 41 (gene SLC25A41). Bases 1484 to 2677 code for a protein of 397 amino acids. The record is from RefSeq and is a predicted model, not a curated record. Gene Ontology annotation, biological process: transmembrane transport. Gene Ontology annotation, molecular function: ATP transmembrane transporter activity. Lineage: Eukaryota; Metazoa; Chordata; Mammalia; Chiroptera; Phyllostomidae. The transcript has 7 exons.